Molecule: messenger RNA, 1407 nt
Organism: Styela clava
Lineage: Eukaryota; Metazoa; Chordata; Ascidiacea; Stolidobranchia; Styelidae
Product: carbohydrate sulfotransferase 3-like
Biological process (GO): sulfur compound metabolic process; N-acetylglucosamine metabolic process
Molecular function (GO): N-acetylglucosamine 6-O-sulfotransferase activity
Source: RefSeq, a predicted model, not a curated record
UUUAUUCUUUAAAAAGCUGCCUGUUUCAGCAACAACGCUUGGGCUCAUGGCGAUAAAGAUUUGGUAUUGUAUGAAUAAGAAAUGGAAAGCGCUUACUAGCUUAUCUUUUUUUGUAUUUCUCGUGUUUUAUACUCGUCAACAUCGAAAAGUUGUUGUAAAAGACGCCCAAUUGUAUCCGAACGCAACUAAGAUAGUUUUUAUAUUAACUAAUCAAAGGUCAGGAUCGUCAUUUUUCGGGGAUCUUUUCAAUCACAACGGAAAGGCUUUUUAUUUGUUUGAACCGCUUCUGCCAUUCCGCCCGAGCUGCGAAAACGAGGAGGUUCAAUUGCAAGUAUUAAAAAAUAUUUCGCUAUGUAACUUCAAAAACUUGACCGAAAAAUAUACUGAAGCAUUUUUAACUCAAACAAGGAGUUCGGAACCAGCGGGACUGUGUGGAAAACAAGGCGUGUGUUUUAGUAUGAACCACGCGCCCGCACUCAACAGGUAUGCUUCGUUAUGUAACGCAACUCGAUCAAAAAAGCUUGGGACGUAUUCUGCCAGAACUCAAAGUCGUCUAUUUGAUCCCAAAUCACAUUUUUGUGGAUUUCCAUUGAAAACGGAGCUUUGGUCACAAAUAUGUCGACAGGCCGAGCUUUUGGCCUUCAAAAUUAUUCGCGUUUGUUCACUUGCAUCAUUCAAAGACAUUGCUCGACAUCUAACUCAAAAAGGAUAUGAUGUUCAUAUAAUUGAACUUGUUCGAGAUCCUAGGGCUGUUGUGAAUUCGGCGAUGAAGUUGGAACUUUCAGCAAAGGGAAUAAGCCGAGCUUCCAACCGUCUAUGCGAUCGAUUGAGAACGAAUUUUGAUCUUGCCGAAAAGGGAAAUGUUAUAGAUACUGAAAGUCAGUUUAUGAAAAUUCAGUUGUCUCAUGCCAGAUAUAUGCGAGUACGAUAUGAAGACAUAGCCAUAGACCCAAUCGAAGGAGUCAAGGAGAUAUAUAACAACAUUGGAUUGGAAUUACCACAUGAUGUCAAAGAAUGGGUGGACGAGACAUCGAUAAAUCCGUUACAAAAGAUAAAAGAACUGCAAACUACCGUACAAAAUUUUGCAAUUCCGGAAUCGGAUCGAAUUCGCGCCAGGAUCAAACUUGCAAAGUUAUUGAAAGAAUCCAAUAAUCCAUACGGGACAGUUCGUAAUUCACGUCAAAUUAUUUCGAAGUGGAGAAAACAAUUGUCAAUGGAUAUAAUACAUCAAGUUCAGGACAAAUGCAAAGACGUUAUGGACAGACUUGGAUAUAAAUUAUUGCACACAACUGAAGAACUUAAUGAUUUGUCAAUAAAACUUUGGUAAAAAAAAUUAACACUAGUUAUUAAAAAUUAUAUUUUAUUAGUUUCAAGCUUCUAUACAAAUACAAUUUACUCAAUGAAUGA